AUGGACAGGCUGAUCGGAGGUGCAAAGUUCAUGAGUGAUGGAACCAAGGCAGUGCUACCAGCAACGACAACUUGCAUCAUGUUAUUGAACCCGCUCUCUGUGGCGGCUAUCCUUGGAGCCCUUUUGGUGUUCUACCUGGCACGCUGCUAUUCAUCCCCCUUGUGGAGAAUCCCCGGGCCAGCACUGUCCAAAAUCACCUCAAUCGCUCUGAGAUGGCACGAGUUCGGCGCAAAUCGAACGCUGUACAUCCACUCUUUGCACUUGAAGUAUGGCCCAGUCGUGCGAAUCGCUCCCAAAGAAGUUUCAUAUACGUCUUAUGAGGCUGUCAAGGAGAUUUACGGAUCACUCGGAAGUGGUUAUGACAAGCAUCGUUUCUACAACCUCUUCAAGGUUUUCGGGCGCAGAACCAUGUUUUCAACCCUUGUGAAGGGCGAUCACGCGAAGCGCAAGCGUAUCAUUGCCGAUCGCUAUGCUAAUAGCAAUGUGGUGAAGCCCAUAGCGCUGAGCGGUAUUGAGAAGCGUGCGAAGAGUUUGUCGGGCAGUGUGCUGAUGCAGCAAGUGCAAGUCAAGCUUCACUCUUACGCUUGUGACUGCGUGACCCAUCACUUGUUCCACCCUUACGGAACCAAUAGUCUCCAGAAACAGGAAGACACGGACAUGAUGGAGCAAGUCACGACGGACGAUAGUCUACGAAACCGCCUUAUCCAGCAUCACUAUCCCGUCUUUUACCAGUACUUCUCUAAGAUUCUUGACCUGUUCUUCGAUCCACGAACCACGCCCCUUGCUAAGGACUUCGUUGUUGGUGCUACCUCCAAAAUUGAUCCCGCGCCGUUCACCCUGUUAAGCCGCCUUCAAGACAAGAGGGAAAGCGGCAGCAGCGUCAACCAGAUGGACGCCAUUGACAUCGCCGCGGAAUGUACGGAUCACAUGGUAGCUGGCAUCGAUACAACGGGUGAUUCGCUGUGUUUCUUGUUGUGGGAACUGUCACAGCCGGCAUCUCUCGAGAUUCAACGGAAACUCCGGGAGGAGAUUCGAGAGAAUCCAGACGCCUCUUUUGACAAGCUUUCUUACCUUGAUGCCGUGGUUCAAGAAGGCCUCCGAUGCUAUCCUGCGAUUCCAAUGUCCCUACCUCGCGUGGUCCCACCGGGAGGGAAGACCGUCGAUGGCUACUUUGUUUCCGAGGGUACCAUCGUGAGCAGCCAGGCCUACUCGGUUCACCGCAACAACGACGCAGUCUUCCCCAACCCUGAAACCUUCAGCCCUGAACGCUGGCUAUCCCCCACCGGAGAAGCCGAGAGAAAGAGACACAUGUUUGCUUUUGCUCAUGGUGGAAGAGGCUGUGUCGGAAAACACCUUGCAUUGGCAGAGAUGAAGAUUUUACUCCGUGGCAUAUACGGACGAUAUUCCACUGUACCAGAUCCUUCCAUCACUCCCGAGAGUAUGCGAUCUCACGACCAGAUCAUUUCUGCCCGGCCAUACGGACAACGGUGUCUCUUGCGAUUCGUUCCUAUUGCGAAUGAAGAGGCUUUCUUGGCGAGACAAUCUCUCCUGAAAAGCGACUUUGGGUUUCAUCCCUCUGAACGAUGUAUUUCGUUCAAUUUGUAUCCGUACUCAAGUCACUUACCCCAUUGCGUCGUCAAAACCCAAGGCGGGAGGCGGGGCGUGAACGCAACGGUUGUGAGUCAAAUCAUCCUUCAAGUGUGGAGUUGGGGUCUGAAAAUCACGGGGGCCUUGGCCACCGGGAAAUCCCACCGAGUCAGUGUCGGCAUUUCAUUGGAACCUUAUUCAUUGCUGGCGCUGUUGCCAUGGAUGUGGAUCACCAGUGUCGAAAUACAAUUCAUCACCUUGCGAAAGAGUCUUGAACCGGCGGUGAAGGCAUAG
Colletotrichum lupini is the source of this 1881-nucleotide messenger RNA. RefSeq names its product cytochrome P450. NCBI's taxonomy places the organism in Eukaryota, Fungi, Ascomycota, Sordariomycetes, Glomerellales, Glomerellaceae. The transcript has 9 exons. The coding region runs from base 1 to 1881 and encodes 626 amino acids. Gene Ontology annotation, molecular function: oxidoreductase activity, acting on paired donors, with incorporation or reduction of molecular oxygen; monooxygenase activity; iron ion binding. The record is from RefSeq and is a predicted model, not a curated record.